Procambarus clarkii (red swamp crayfish) is the source of this 2244-nucleotide messenger RNA. NCBI's taxonomy places the organism in Eukaryota, Metazoa, Arthropoda, Malacostraca, Decapoda, Cambaridae. The record is from RefSeq and is a predicted model, not a curated record.
AUGUCACAGCGACAGAAAGGUCAGUCAGGUCACAGCGACAAAAAGGUCAGUCAGGUCACAGCGACAGAAAGGUCGGUCAGGUCACAGCGACAGAAAGGUCGGUCAGGUCACAGCGACAGAAAGCUGUGUUGGCCAGAUGGCGAUGAUGACGAUAAUGAUGACGAUAAUGAUGAUGAUAAUAAUGAUGAUAAUGAUGACGAUGAUAAUGAGGGUGUAAAAUAUAGAAUUUCACUGUUAAUUCUACCACAGGUCACUGGUUUAAGACCCCGUGCUUAUUGUGAGGAAAACAAUGGGAUCGAGCAAGAUCAGUCCGAGAUUGUUACAGAUCUACGUGGAUCCACUGACUUCGCCCGUCACUCGCUGCUACCAACUCUGGCCACCACAAUGUAUAUGGCCUCAUCUCUGAAGGUAGAUAUAAACACAGUUCGUAAAAGAAAGAGUCAGUCAACUGUCAGCAGCUACAGACCAGUCGCUGGUUAUGUUUGGAAACCGUCAAGCGUGGCAGCUGACCUGCUGGAUGUGACAGCUGACUUGCCGGAUGUGGCAGCUGACCUGCCGGAUGUGGCAGCUGACCUGCCAGGUGUGACAGCUGACCUGCCGGAUGUGACAGCUGACCUGCCGGAUGUGACAGCUGACCUGCCGGAUGUGACAGCUGACCUGCCGGAUGUGACAGCUGACCUGCCAGGUGUGACAGCUGACCUGCCGGAUGUGACAGCUGACCUGCCGGAUGUGACAGCUGACCUGCCGGAUGUGACAUCUGACCUGCCGGAUGUGACAGCUGACCUGCCGGAUGUGACAGCUGACCUGCCGGAUGUGACAUCUGACCUGCCGGAUGUGACAGCUGACCUGCCGGAUGUGACAGCUGACCUGCCGGAUGUGACAACUGACCUGCCAGGUGUGACAGCUGACCUGCCGGAUGUGACAGCUGACCUGCCGGAUGUGACAGCUGACCUGCCGGAUGUGACAUCUGAACUGCCGGAUGUGACAGCUGACCUGCCGGAUGUGACAGCUGACCUGCCGGAUGUGACAGCUGACCUGCCGGAUGUGACAUCUGACCUGCCGGAUGUGACAGCUGACCUGCCGGAUGUGACAGCUGACCUGCCGGAUGUGACAACUGACCUGCCAGGUGUGACAGCUGACCUGCCGGAUGUGACAGCUGACCUGCCGGAUGUGACAGCUGACCUGCCGGAUGUGACAUCUGACCUGCCGGAUGUGACAGCUGACCUGCCGGAUGUGACAGCUGACCUGCCGGAUGUGACAGCUGACCUGCCGGAUGUGACAUCUGACCUGCCGGAUGUGACAGCUGACCUGCCGGAUGUGACAGCUGACUUGCCGGAUGUGACAGCUGACUUGCCGGAUGUGACAGUUGACCUGCUGGAUGUGACAGCUGACCUGCCGGAUGUGACAGCUGACCUGCCGGAUGUGACAGUUGACCUGCCGGAUGUGACAGCUGACCUGCCGGAUGUGACAGCUGACCUGCCGGAUGUGACAGCUGACCUGCCGGAUGUGACAGCUGACCUGCCGGAUGUGACAGCUGACCUGCCGGGUGUGACAGCUGACCUGCCGGAUGUGACAGCUGACCUGCCGGGUGUGACAGCUGACCUGCCGGAUGUGACAGCUGACCUGCCGGAUGUGACAGUUGACCUGCCGGAUGUGACAGCUGACCUGCCGGAUGUGACAGCUGACCUGCCGGAUGUGACAGUUGACCUGCCGGAUGUGACAGCUGACCUGCCGGAUGUGACAGCUGACCUGCCGGAUGUGACAGCUGACCUGCCGGAUGUGACAGCUGACCUGCCGGAUGUUACAGCUGACCUGCCGGAUGUGACAGCUGACCUGCCGGAUGUGACAGCUGACCUGCCGGGUGUGACAGCUGACCUGCCGGGUGUGACACCUGACCUGCCGGAUGUGACAGCUGACCUGCCGGGUGUGACAGCUGACCUGCCGGGUGUGACAGCUGACCUGCCGGAUGUGACAGCUGACCUGCCGGGUGUGACAGCUGACCUGCCGGGUGUGACAGCUGACCUGCCGGAUGUGACAGCUGACCUGCCGGGUGUGACAGCUGACCUGCCGGAUGUGACAGCUGACCUGCCGGAUGUGGCAGCUGACCUGCCGGAUGUGACAGCUGACCUGCCGGAUGUGACAGCUGACCUGCCGGAUGUGGCAGCUGACCUGCCGGAUGUGGCAGCUGACCUGCCGGAUGUGGCAGCUGACCUGCCGGAUGUCUACCAGACGAAGGACGAGUAG